AUGGAGACUCGCCAUCUGUACUACAUCUCCCAGUAUUACCCGCUGUUCCCUCCGGGCGGUACGUUCUGGGAGGACCUGACCAGGGGGGGUGUGCAGACCGUGGUGAGGCAUGGAUCACCGUCCGUACAUCACAGGCAAGACAAGCCAGUCGGACUGUCGUUUGAUUUCAAGUUCUACGGACAUUACAUCAGGAACAUAUCCAUCUCAACGAGUGGUUACCUGAACACCGGAGCUUACCCCAGCUUUGUGACGGACACUCAGUACGUGGCGCCGCUCUUUGAUUCCCAGCUUGACUCCAGUUUAGACACAGAGGCGUCUGUGAGGUACAGGGACAACGGAACGGCGUUCACGGUUGAAUGGCGCCGGUUACGACUGGGCAGACCGCCCGGAGUCUGCUGCUUCACAUUCCAGGCGACAUUAUUGAAGGGAGGACGGAUCGUGUUCGCUUAUUGGCAGGUUCCACAGGAGGGCUGGGCUGGAGCCGGGGGCGACAUCAGAGUUGGCGUCUCAGAUGCGUACAAAGUCAAGAAAAGACCGGCGCAUGAUCCGAAAAGAGAACGUCUACCAGUCAAGGAAUAUCAUAGGGUCAAACUAGACCUUGAAAAAGGUGUGGGGAUAUAA
Branchiostoma belcheri (Belcher's lancelet) is the source of this 621-nucleotide messenger RNA. Its product is annotated as plexin domain-containing protein 2-like. Bases 1 to 621 code for a protein of 206 amino acids. Lineage: Eukaryota; Metazoa; Chordata; Leptocardii; Amphioxiformes; Branchiostomatidae. The record is from RefSeq and is a predicted model, not a curated record. The transcript has 8 exons.